Molecule: messenger RNA, 2511 nt
Organism: Plasmodium relictum
Lineage: Eukaryota; Apicomplexa; Aconoidasida; Haemosporida; Plasmodiidae
Gene: NAB2
Product: nuclear polyadenylated RNA-binding protein NAB2, putative
Exons: 12
Coding region: 1-2511 (836 amino acids)
Biological process (GO): regulation of mRNA stability
Cellular component (GO): cytoplasm; nucleus
Molecular function (GO): poly(A) binding; metal ion binding
Source: RefSeq, a predicted model, not a curated record
AUGUUUUCAAAAAACAAAGAAGAACAAAAAAAAUACCAAAAUAUUAUAACACAAAAAUUAAGAGAACUAUUAGGAGAAUAUGAAGUUGAUAUACUGACUGAAUAUGUUUGGCACAUGGCCGGAAAUGCCAAAAGCAGUAGUGAAUUUAUGUGCAAUGAACUAAAGGACUUUUUAGGAGAUCAUACCACUGUUUUUGUUAACUGGUUAAUGAAAUUAAUGAACGACAUAAAAAAGCAAAAAAAAACUGAGAUUAGCACAAAAAAUGAAAAAACGCAUAAAUCAGGUUAUACUAAAGAUAAGCAGUAUGAUGAAUUAUCAAAAUCUAACAAAAGUAGAGACUCAAGGACAAGGCAAUCUAUUAUGCAUAACAAGAAAACAAAAGGAUAUUUAAAGGAAAAUGAUACUAAUAAAAAGGAUUUUUCUAGUGUUAGAAAAAGGUCUAGAAGUUUCCUAAGUAGAAGUAGUAAAUAUUCCAAUGAAGAUGCCUAUUUCUCAAGGAGGAGUAAAAAAAGACAGAAAAGAGGAAUAAGUUCUAAAUCAAGUUCAUCUAGUUCUCAUAUGAGAAAAUUUCAUUAUGAUAAAAAUAAAAUGAAAACGAAAAAAACAGAUAAAAGCAAAGAUGGAGAUAAAAUGAAAUUAAAAGAUAAAUAUAAAAAGAGUGAUAGAAGUACAAGUCGUUCUUUUUCACCUAGUCGCGUUAUUUAUGUGGAAAAAGAGGAAGAUAAAAAAGAAAAGAAAAAUGAAAUGUUUUUAGAUAAUUUAUUAAAUAGAAGUGAAAUAGAGUUAAAAAAAAAAAAUGAUAGUACUGAUGAAUAUAAUACCAACGAAAAAAAAAAUAAAGCAAUUUUAAAGCCAAAUCCUCGAUUUGUUGGAGACAAUUCAGUUUCAUAUAUGCAACCACCAGCUCCUAAUGUAAAUAAUCCAGAUAUUUCAAGCUAUAAUAUGAAUUAUACAUAUGACAACAUGAAUGCACAAAAUUAUGACAAAGAGUUAAGUUCUGUUGGAAACUAUUACCAAAACAAUUAUAUGAUACAGCAGCAAAAUGCUUUAGAUAAUAAUUAUCUUUCCAAUAAUAUGAAUAAUAAUUUUUUUAAUGCUAGAUACUCAAAUAAUAUUCAACAAAAAAAUUUAAAUUUAAAAAUGAAUAUGAAUAUUAAUAAAACUGUUCCUCAGUCCAAUUAUAUGAGUACAAAUAGAUUUAAUAAUAAUAGUUAUUUAUAUCAGAAACAUAAUAUAAUGAAUGUUAAUGUUCCUAAUAUUCCUAGUAAUGAUAAAGUAAACUUACAAAAUUAUUCAAAACAUACUGCUUCAAAUAUUAGGAAUCAACCAAAUUAUUAUAUGAAUACAAAUAAUAAAAAUGAUUUUAUUGGCAAUAAGCAAAAUCAAUAUCAAUAUUAUAUUCCUAAAGCAAAUAAGCAGCAAAUGUUUAUUCAAGCACCGAUAAACUCAGAGAAAAACGUAAAAGCACAACAGCUUCAAUCGACUAAUUUAUCAAAUAAAAACUUUCCAUCUCAUAAAAAUAUAACAUUUAAUAAUGAUCAAAAUAAUAAUACUAAUAUGGAAGCAAAUCCAGAAUUGUCUAAAAUACAACAGAGUACCGUACAAUUAGAAGAGGAAAAGUCACAGAGCAUUUCUAAAGUCAAUGAAACAAGAACUCAGAUAUCCAACACAGAAAAUGCAACUACUAAUCCCAAUGUUAUUAUAAAGAUACAAAAAAAAUGCCUUUUUUUACCAAAUUGUCAAUAUGGAGAAAAAUGCCGUUAUAUUCACCCCAGCGAAAAUUGUCGAAAUUGGCCAUAUUGUGCUUUUGGACCAGAAUGUAUUUAUAUUCAUCCAGAUGUUCCUUGCAAAUUUGGAUUAUAUUGCUGUAACUAUUAUUGUAAUUAUUCUCAUAAUCAUGUCAAUUCAACGGCUUUACCAGAAGUUGGAACAAAUGGAUAUUUUUUAAAUAAAAAAUUAAUUAAUAAUUAUGAUAAAAGUAGUAAUAACACGAAUUUUGAAGAUAAAGUGGCUCAAAUUUCAAUAAGUAUGCCAAAAACACCACCAGAAAUGAGAAAAGAUAAAAGUAAAAAUGAAUAUAAUGAAAAUGAGUAUAUUCAAAAUCUCUUAGAAACAGAAAAAGAUGAAUUAAAAGAGCAAAUAAAUGAGCAAACAAAAAAUAAAGAAAAUGUAAAUGAAUACACAGGAGAACAAAAAGAGGAGAAGGAAUAUGAAGCAGAAGAUGAUUUAGAUAAGGAGGUAGAGGAAAACUACAUAUUUCAGAAUAAUAGUAACCAAAAAAAUUACUCUUGUGAUAAUGAAGGAAAUGAAAUGAAUACAAAUAUAAAAAAUAAUGAAAAUGAAUCAAUUAAUUAUAAUUGCUUCGAGAUAGUAAUAGAUCCUGAUAACAUGAAAGAGAAAAAAUUAACAAAAGAGAAUUUUGAAGAGUCUAUUAAUAAAACGGAUAAUAAUUAUGAAAUAAAUGACAAUGAUAAUGGCAAUAAAGUAUAUACUAUUGAAGAUAGUUCUUAA